This is a messenger RNA of Photinus pyralis (common eastern firefly), 1840 nucleotides long. Its product is annotated as luciferin 4-monooxygenase-like. Gene Ontology annotation, biological process: long-chain fatty acid metabolic process; fatty-acyl-CoA biosynthetic process. The transcript has 6 exons. NCBI's taxonomy places the organism in Eukaryota, Metazoa, Arthropoda, Insecta, Coleoptera, Lampyridae. The record is from RefSeq and is a predicted model, not a curated record. Bases 121 to 1779 code for a protein of 552 amino acids. Gene Ontology annotation, molecular function: long-chain fatty acid-CoA ligase activity.
AAUAAGUCACGAUACGACAAUAAAAGAUAAUCAAAAGGCGUGAUUCUUUUGAAUCCAAGACCGCUUACAAUAAUAGAAGAAAAUUUAGACAACAGUCAAGAAUUGGAGUUAUCAGAGAUAAUGGAGCUUCUGGAUGGUCGAUGCAAUGACGAGGAUGAAUACGUAGUUAAAGGCGAAAGGUCCGAUUGUGUACCGGAACCCAAAGGCUUGGGGUACGAAUUCUUCGAAGUAAUGUCUAGAUAUCGCCUGCUGAGGGCACAGGUUGACGCAAUUUCGGGAAUGGGGGAUACCUACGGAAGUCUUUUGGAGCGCAGUGUCGCAACGGCGAUCAAGAUGCGUAAGAUGGGAAUAAAGUCCAAGGAUGUGAUAACGGUCUGCGGCGUUAACCACCUCAAUAGUUGCGUGCCGAUAAUCGCGGCGCUUUUCGUCGGGGCGGUACCUGCGUGUCUGGACCCACUGUGGCCCAAACCGGAAAUUACUCGUGUCCUUAACUUGGUAAAACCUAAAAUUGUGUUCGUCGAUCAAGCCUUAAUUGAAGUUGUGGAAGAUGCUCUCUCGCAAACGAAUGCUGACGCAACCACCGUCACUUUUGGAGAUUCGGAGAAGUACGCCGAAUUUAAACACUUUGUCGCCGAAAAACCAGACGUCGAUUUCCACCCGUACGAAACCAGCGACAACCGCGAAACAGCAUGCGUCUUCUUCAGCAGUGGCAGCACUGGUUUUCCACAAGGGAUCAGUUUGAGUCACCGAGCCCUGCUAGGUCAAGCAAAUGUCCUCGUAUCUUCGGGCUUAUGUUUCGACACGUCGCUGUCCUACGCGACCCAAAAUUGGAUUUCUUCAGCAGUCACUUUUUUCCCAACCAUUCUAGCAGGAGGAUGUCGAGUGAUAGUACCCGCCUUCGCGCCGCAAGGCUUCUGGGAACUUCAAGAGCGAUUUUCGGUUACCUUCUCCGUUUUUUCCUCAACCCAAGCGAUCGCUUUGGUUAAACACGGACGACCAAACGGAGUCGACACCUCCCACCUACGCGAUUUAUUAAUUGGAGGCGCCUUACUGUCGGCACACCAUCUGCAAGCGUUACGCGAACUAUGCCCAAGUACUAACUGCAGUAUCGCUUACGGUCUGACGGAGUGUUCGGGAAUUGUGAUAACUUUCAACAGGCUUAGUCGGCGAGAGAUCGCGCUGAUGUACGCAAAACCGGGAUCCUCAGGUCUGAUAUCUGCAGACUUCGCGUGUAAGAUUGUCAAUCCACGCACUGGUGCGACUCUGGGUCCCAAUCAAAAUGGAGAAUUGUGCAUGAAAAGCGAUUACGUCAUGAACGGCUAUUACGGCAUGGACUCAAAGGAGAGUUUGUACCCCGAUGGAUGGCUAAGGACUGGGGACCUCGGCUACUACGACCAAGAUCGCUGCUUCUACAUUCUGGGCCGGCUUACGGAAACGUUCAAGUUUAAAGACUAUGACAUUUCACCCGCGCUAAUCGAAGGCACUUUGGUGACUCAUCCACUAAUCCAGUCAGCGAUCGUUAUCGGGAUACCCGACGAAGAAAGUGGUAAUCAACCGCUUGCGGUCGUUUGCGUCACGGAGGGGUGCCGUAACGUUGGCGAGGAAGAAGUUGUCAAGUACGUCGAAGAACGAAUGCCCGACCAAUACCGGUUGAGGGGUGGCGUGAGAUUUGCACGUGCGCUUCCUUUUACCACUACAGGGAAGCCAAGAAAAGCUCACUUAACGAAAUUAAUACUGAGCGGGAAAUUUAAUUUUUUCUCAGUCGCACCUGGUAUAUAAAACUUUGUUUCAAGGGUGCUGAACCUUUCGUCACACUAUCUGACGUCAUAUCAAAAUUAAG